AUGGAGCAGGGCUACAUCCACGGCCUCAACAGCUCCCUGCACGGCUGCGGCUUGGGCGACGUGCCGGUCGUCUACUACAGCCUGCUCCUCUGCUUGGGGCUGCCAGCUAACAUUUUGACCGUCAUCAUUCUGUCACAGUUGGUGGCUCGCAGACAAAAGUCCUCCUAUAAUUACCUUUUAGCGCUGGCAGCUGCUGACUUGCUGGUGCUUUUCUUCAUCGUCUUUGUCGACUUUUUGCUGGAAGACUUCAUCUUGAAAAAACCAAUGCCAGAUAUUCUGGACAAAAUCAUCAAGGUCUUGGAGUUUUCUUCAAUUCACACAUCCAUUUGGAUUACAGUGCCACUGACCAUCGACCGAUACAUUGCCGUCUGCCACCCUCUCAAAUACCACAUGGUUUCUUACCCAGCUCGUACGCGAAAAGUGAUCCUAAGCGUUUACACCAUCUGCUUACUGACCAGCAUCCCUUACUAUUGGUGGCCCAACAUUUGGAAAGAAGACUACACCAGUACGUUGGCCCACCAUGUCCUAAUCUGGAUCCAUUGUUUCACUGUCUACUUAGUUCCCUGCUCCAUUUUCUUCGUCCUGAAUUCAAUUAUCGUGUACAAGCUUCGACAGAAGUGCAAUUUCCGACUGAGAGGUUAUUCCACGGGGAAAACCACGGCCAUCUUGUUUACAAUCACUUCCAUUUUUGCCAUUCUUUGGGCACCAAGGAUUAUCAUGAUUCUGUACCACCUUUACGUCUCACCAAUCAACAACAGCUGGUCGAUCCACAUUGUCUCCGAUGUUGCCAACAUGCUUGCUCUGUUGAACACAGCCAUCAAUUUCUUCCUGUACUGCUUCAUUAGCAAGCGAUUCCGCACAAUGGCAGCUGCAACGCUUAAGGCUUUCUUUAAAUGUCAAAAGCAACCUGUUCAGUUCUAUACAAAUCAUAACUUUUCAAUAACUAGCAGCCCUUGGAUAUCCCCUGCCAACUCUCACUGUAUCAAAAUGCUCGUUUACCAAUAUGAUAAGAAUGGAAAGCCUAUAAAAAUAUCCCCGUGAUUGCCACAGGAAAGGUUAACUGAUGAGUGCAAGUUAUUUUCAAUUUGUUACAUCAGUGUGAUGUAAUUGCCAAAAUGCUCAUUAGAAAGAGUGGCCAUUGGGUACUGUUUCUCUGAGAGCCAGGAGGUAGGCUGGAACUGUUAACAGGAGCCUCUGAUGCUGAGGAGAAAGAGUGAUGGCAAAGUCUCUUCCUUCCUGGGGGGCAUGUUGGAUCUCUCUGGAGCCAGAGAGAUCAAGAGCAACGAUUACAGAUUCAAGCACAGGUGCCAUGCAAAGUUUUUGGUGAACAGCUACCAUAAUCUGUAUCUGCAGCUAUGAUAGAACUGAUAUCUCUCACUCACAAACACACACCAUUCAUUUUGUGUACUUCUUGAGAGCACUCUUUACAUCAUAUGCCUUUGCUUUUGCUUAAUCCUGGCACGGAAUCUUACUGCAUGAAUUUUCUCAUGUUGAAGAAAGAAAUCGGCAAAGGCGUCUGUACUUUGAGCUCGUCGUCUUUGUGGGCUUUCUGGAACAAGGCCGCAGAAGCAGAAGCCGCCCUUUUUAACCUUGGCAUGUGAAAGCUACAGCUAUCUCUAGGAGCAUGAGCAUUGAGUUGUAUGCAGUCCUGAGAGCAUUUUGCGGGAGGAGAGGCGUUUUUCUAGAGCAAAGAACAAAAACAACAGAUUUGGGCAGCUGUUUAGCUAUGAAUAGGAUCUUUCAAGGUUUGAUGUUCAGUCCUGGAAGGUACGUUUGUUCCCGGAAAGUGCUGCGAGACACUGAUUUCUUUUAUGAUUGAUAUAUUGUCUAUAAGUACCACAGAAGCCUAAAAAACCUGAACCUUUCUUGGAUGGGCUCUGAAGUGGUUGUGUACACACUUGAGAAACCCAAGAAUGUAUGAAGUGUGGGUUCUUUUGUGGCUGUACAAAGACAUGACAGGGUCUAACAUGGAAUAAUUAACAUGUUUAAAAACAAUCUGUUUGUGGAAGUAACAUGCUGGAGCUCUUAACCAGCUUUCCAGUGACCAAGAACCAUGUUGUUUGAGCAGAAUGUUUAAAACAAUUAUAUGUAAGCAAGUAUUCAAAAGACCUAGCUUUACAACCUGGCAAGAAGAAGUGUACUGUAAGCAACACCAGCGUUUCUGGACAUUCAGGAAACACAGAGGAAAAGGCCGACUGUCAGCAGUGACUUUCAUCUCUUAUCUGCUCUUGAAGAACAAUUAUACUGGCCUUAAAGAAUACGAGCAGAACUCCUGGUAUCGCAUUCAGCGUCAUCACAUGGGUGGGAUUUUGGCAAAACUGUAAGCAUCUAAGUGUAUUUUCCUGCACAUGUUCCAUUCACUUUGUUCAUCAUAAAUCCACUUCUGCCAGGUAUUACAAUCCACCACAAAAAUAAUUGUUUUGCUGUUUUCAGGGUCCCAUUUUAAAGGGGGGUGGUUUCCAGGGGGCUGGGUGGUGCCCUAAGAGUCCCCAUUGCCUAAGAGCAGGUAUAACAAGGCCUCAAGCUAAGAACAUGUUUACAGUCCUUUUGUAUAGGAAGAUAGAUGCCAGUGAAAGGAUGGACAUAAAUAGCAGCUCCUAUUUAAGUGGGUGCCCCUUUCCAGGGGAGAUGUGUACAGUGGCAAUAACUGAUGUGAGCAAGAACUCUGCAGGAUUGGACCUUAGUAGGAGUCUUAAUAAGAUCUUAGUGGGGGUCAUCACCUAUUUUGUGCUGCCAGGAUCCUAGCAGU
This is a messenger RNA of Hemicordylus capensis (graceful crag lizard), 2749 nucleotides long. It is a transcript of the gene GPR139, whose product is annotated as G protein-coupled receptor 139. Gene Ontology annotation, biological process: G protein-coupled receptor signaling pathway. NCBI's taxonomy places the organism in Eukaryota, Metazoa, Chordata, Lepidosauria, Squamata, Cordylidae. Gene Ontology annotation, molecular function: neuropeptide receptor activity. The record is from RefSeq and is a predicted model, not a curated record. Gene Ontology annotation, cellular component: membrane. Bases 1 to 1041 code for a protein of 346 amino acids. The transcript is spliced from 2 exons.